This is a messenger RNA of Ostertagia ostertagi, 744 nucleotides long. NCBI's taxonomy places the organism in Eukaryota, Metazoa, Nematoda, Chromadorea, Rhabditida, Trichostrongylidae. The record is from the annotation of a GenBank genome assembly.
AUGCUCAGAGAAAGAAACAUCGACAUCUGCGCAUUACAGGAAACAAAAUGGUCCGGCGCCAAGACGAAAAGAAUUGGUGGAUACAGUUUGUAUUAUAAAGGAGAGCGAUCGAAAGUCAAUGGUGUCGCCAUCGCCGUUUCACAGAGGUUAGAACACACCGUCAAGGAUAUACAAAGGAUUUCUGACCGCAUCAUUUAUGAUAGUGAUGGAGUCCUCCUGUACGAUUUUAACAAAAUCAAAAAUCGCUGGCAAGAAUAUUUCCAAGAGAUCUGUAACGUAGAGUUUCCGCAUCCACCGCCUCCAAAAGAGCCGCAGAUCCACGGACCCAUCCCACGAAUAAGUGAGAAUGAAGUCAAAGAAGCCGUCAAAAAGAUGAAGAACAUGAAAGCCACUGGGCCAGACGACAUUCCUGUAGAGGUCUGGAGACAAUUUGGAGGCUAUUCCUUUUUGACGGAACUCUUCAACAACUGUAUAGAAAAAGGAGUAAUUCCGAAAGAUCAAAAAGCAUCACAGUGCCCAUUUAUAAGAAGAAAGGAGACAUUGCUAAUUGCUCCAGCUGUGGUGUGCAAGAAACGUCACGUCUCUACGGAAUGUGUGAAUAAAACUGUUCCAGCUCGAGCAAAUGAAGUAAAAUAUGAACACCUCGAGGAUUAUAGUACCUAUUUCGCAACUGUCGAAUGUUCGACUGGAGCUGGAGCAGGUCCGAUGAGCCCAUGGAUAUUACUGCCAAUCAAGGGAAGUGCG